Stylophora pistillata is the source of this 996-nucleotide messenger RNA. RefSeq lists its product as uncharacterized. The record is from RefSeq and is a predicted model, not a curated record. Lineage: Eukaryota; Metazoa; Cnidaria; Anthozoa; Scleractinia; Pocilloporidae.
AUGAAGAAUAUCCAAGCACAGAUCCAAGUUAAAGAGGAUGCCCAGCCUCGAUUCUGGAAAGCCCGCCCACUAGCGCUGGCUUGUAAACCAGCAGUGGACGAAGCAUUGAGAGAGCUGGAAGCUGAAGGAGUUCUAAAGAAGGUAGCUACUAGUGAGUGGGCUGCUCCAGUUGUGACACCUGUGAAGAAGGAUGGCAGUGUAAGAGUGUGUGGUGACUUCAAAGUGACCAUCCAUUCACAGCUGGAGGUAGACGAGUACCCACUUCCCCGCAUUGAUGAUAUUUACGCCAGCCUAGGUGGGGGAACGUUGUUCAGCAUCAUUGACCUGUGUCAGGCUUACUUACAAAUGGAGGUUGAGGAGCACUCCAGGCCUUUCCUCACCAUUAACACAACCCGUGGUUUGUUCCAGUACCAGCGCCUUCCUUAUGGUGUAGCUUCGGCGCCAGCCAUCUGGCAGCAAGCCAUGGAUCAGAUCCUGCAAGGGCUACCAGGGGUCUUCUGUUACCUGGAUGAUAUCAUUAUAACCGGCCAUACCAUAGAGGAACACCUUGAGCGGUUAGUCGCAGUACUGAAGAGGCUGGAAGAGUAUGGUUUGAAAGCGAACCGAGAAAAGUGUAAAUUCCUUAGAAGCUUUGUGGAGUGCCUAGGACAUGUCAUCUCUGCAGAAGGACUGCAUCAAUCCCCAAAGAAAGUAAAGGCUAUCACUGAGAUGCCGAAACCUCAGGAUGUUACUCAAUUGCGUGCUUUUCUUGGCAUGGUCCAGUAUUACGCCAAAUUCUUGCCUUAUCUGGCCACUCAUCUUGCUCCACUUCAUCGGCUGUUACAGAAAGAUGUGAAGUGGCUGUGGAGAGCUGCGGAACAAGCUAGUUUUCUUGUGGUGAAAGAAAUGUUGCUACAGGAUAGGGUUCUGAUGCGCUAUGACCCUGACUCACCACUAGUUCUUGCCAGACAGCUCCUCGUAUGGUUUGGGAGGGGUCUUGUCACACCGUACCGCUGA